Pseudomyrmex gracilis is the source of this 1440-nucleotide messenger RNA. RefSeq lists its product as uncharacterized. The record is from RefSeq and is a predicted model, not a curated record. Lineage: Eukaryota; Metazoa; Arthropoda; Insecta; Hymenoptera; Formicidae. The transcript is spliced from 4 exons. Bases 186 to 1418 code for a protein of 410 amino acids.
UAAGAGCAAAGAUUACUCCAGUUUUCACGCAGUCAUCGGUUCGUCGCGAAAUAACUUUAUUCGAGCGUGUUCACAAAAUAAUACCGUUGUAAUAGACAUCUGUGUAUGUGUUUGACCGUUCCAAAUCCGGUUAUAUUGCAAAAAGAUAAUAAAAAGCGUGGUCCGCAAGUUAAAGGUGGGUGACAAUGACGGACGAGGAAGUUUUCUCGAUCGAAGAGUUGCAAGAUUAUCUGCAAUCUUACGCGACGAAAAAUAUUAAAUUGGUGUCUCCCAAAUUUCACAUAACGAAACCGUCCAAACAAGGCGACAAUUAUAUGAGUACUGUGUAUCGUGUCACGAUCGAGGGCACCGACGAGGGCAACGGCGACGUCAAAAAUAUCGAUCUUAUCGUAAAAACUAGACGAAACUUGCAACAGUUGGGCGAUAUGAAAGACAAAUUAACGAAAAUGUUCGAGCGUGAAAUAUUUUUCUAUCAAACGAUAGUGCCCAUUUUUGAAGAGAUCGCAGAAAAACACGGCAAAACUAUCGCUUGCUAUCCGUCUUUUUGCGAUGUCAGUGCAGAAGUCGGAAGAGAGAUUUUGAUACUGGAAGAUCUGACUUCCGAAGGAUUCGUGCUGAAAGGUUCAACAUUAAUGGAUUACCCACAUCUCUCGUUGGCACUGCGAUGUUUGGGCGAAUUUCACGCGUACAGCUUAAUCACGCGUGCCGAGAAUCCGACCGCCUUUGAACAAUUAAAAAUGGAAGAACAUUUUUGCAAAAAAGACGAACCGUAUUUGUAUAAUGAACAAAUAAUUUCUUACUUCGAAAUACUUUGUGAUAUUAUAACAAAGGUAUUAGCGGACGAGGAUAGACAUUAUAUCGAGAGGUUCCGACGAUUCAUCGAUAAUCUGAGCCAAGAAAUGUUUGAUGUGAUUUUUCCAAAUCAACUUGAACCUCACGCCGUUGUAGUUCACGGUGAUUUUUGGACCAACAAUAUGCUCUUCAAAUAUGAGUUUCAGGAAGGAGCGCCGUGCGACGUGCGCUUCAUAGAUUUUCAAUUAAGUCGUUACGUAUCGCCCGUCGUAGAUUUGGCUCACAUUAUCUUCAACUGUUGCACACCGGAAACGAGACGUAAGCAUUACGAUCAACUGAUAAACGAGUAUCACGAAGCGUUGUCCGAGUGUGUCAAAAGUUACGAUUACGAUCCCGAUGUUCUUUUCCCGUAUGAGAAAGUGCGUCAACACUUGAUGAAAUAUGGCAAAUACGCCGCGGGCACGGCUCUAUUUGGCGUACCGUUUUUAUUUAAUGACACCGAGGACAAAUCAAUGGAAAAUAUUUUCUCACGAGCUGUACUCGAACACAAUCUAGAAAAUAACAGCGUCUUCAGAAACGCGAUAAAGGCCGCUUUUAAAGACCUCGUCGACAAAAAUAUUAUAUGAUUUCGCAUAAUUGUGCACUAAU